AUGUUGCGUGUUGUAGUGGAGUCGGCCAAGAUUAACCCGCCCCUAACCCCCCCACCCAGACCCUGUGUGUCUGUCUACUUCAGAGAUGUCAAGAAGAAAACUUCGGAGGGGGAAGGGAAUAACCCCACCUGGAACGAAACCCUAAUUUGGCACCUCUGGAACCAACCCAUACAGAAUGACUCUUUCCUGCAAGUCAUCCUUCAGGACUUGUGCUCAGAAAAGAAAGAGAGGUUCAUUGGCUUGGUCACAAUCCUGCUCAAGCCCUUGGUGAUAAAACCAAGAAAAGUUCUUUUUGUGAAGGACCUGACCCUCCUCAACCAUUCCAUGAAGCCCACAGAUUGCACUAUCACCCUACAUGUGGCCCAUAUGACCAACCGGGACAUUGAGAAGACAGGGAAUGAAGACCUCCUGGAUGUAACUGCACUAGAAGCAGCCAGGCAGAAGCUGAUGGUUCCCGGCUACGCUGCGCACAAGGAGCUGUUCGCAAAGCCGCAGCACUUUCAGGUCCAAGUGAAGGUGUUUGAAGCCCGCCAGCUCAUGGGCAACAACCUCAAGCCGUUGGUGAAGGUGGUCAUUGGAGGCCAUCAAUACCACACACGUACCAAGAUGGGAAACAACCCUUUCUUCAACGAGAUCUUCUUCCAGAAUUUCCAUGAGAUUCCUGCAAAGUUCUUCGAUUACACCAUCUUAAUCCAGGUGCUGAAUUCCUCAGUUGUAAGAGCCCAUUCGGAGAUCGGGAGAUUCCAAACAGAUAUUGGUUUUAUCUACCAUUCUCAAGGUCACGCACUCCAGAGGAGGUGGUUAGGCCUCUGCCAGCCAAAUGAACCCAACAGUGGUGUGAGAGGCUACCUGAAGGUCACCAUCUGUGCGCUCGGUGUGGGAGACCAGGCCCUGGUAGAUCAAAAGCUGCCCUAUGAUGCCGAGGACACCAAAAUUCACAUCUUCAAGUCAGCAAUGGUCCCAGUGAACUUGGCCUACUUACAAUUCUUCAUCUACUGCGCAGAGGACCUUCACCUCAAGAAACACCAUUUAGUGAGUCCAAUGUUGGAAGUGGAACUAAUUGGGGAAAAGCUGAAGACACUGGUGAAGACCCAAACCGAGAACCCGAUCUGGAAUGAGAUCCUGACCUUACAGAUUCAGCUGCCCUGCCUCUCCAGCUACAUCAAGUUCAGAGUCUGGGACUGCCCCAAGGGCAAACUCUGGAGUGAAAUCGGGACUGUCAGCCUGGUACUCAACCAGAUCUCGUCCACCGGAGCAGAAAUAGAAGGAAUGUACUCUGGUUUCCUACCCUGCUUUGGCCCCAGCUUUCUGACUCUCCAUGGGGGUAAAAAGGCCCCUUUCCAGAUCCAAGAAGAAGGCGCUGGUAUCCCCAGCUCUGUUAAGGACGGUUUGGAGUAUCGAGGCCGGGUCUUCCUGGAGUUAGUCACCAACAUCAAGUCCCACCCAGACAGUAGAAUAAAGGACCUCUCCCAGGAAGUGACCAGUGUAGAGAAGCACAAGAACCGCCUAAAGUAUGGGCUGUGCAUCAUCUUCCUUUCCUGUACCAUGAUGCCCAACUUUAAGGACCUGAUCCAAUUUGAGGUCAGCAUCGGCCACUAUGGAAACAAGAUGGACCGGAAUUACAAGCCUCUCGUCUCAACCACACAGUAUAGCCCAGUGAUAUAUGAUGGGAACAUCUACAACUACGUGCCCUGGUAUAACACCAAGCCGGUGGUGGCCCUGACCUCCUACUGGGAGGACAUCAGCUUCCGCACGGACUGCCUCAACCUUCUGCACUUCACUCGGGACCGCCUGAAAGCCAAUCUGGACACCCUGAAAUCUAUGCGGAACCCGAGGGACCCCGCCCUGCUCCCCCAGUGGAGGAAACUGCUGAGGGACCUGGUGGAGGACUGCAAGCGCCCUCUGCCCUGCAUGACCCAUCAGCCGAAAGCCACGGAACUGGACGGGAAGAGGUGGCAGCUCCGUAACCUCCUCCUCAAGGAACUGGCCCAAAAGGCCAAGGAAGUCCAGCCUAGGGACAUGGUGGCCACCGUGGAGGGCUGGCUAUACCGUCUCAACGCCGUGCUCCCCGAGCCCCAGGUGAGCAUCCCGGACGUGGUGAUCUGGCUGAUGGCCAAGGAGCAGAGAGUGGCCUACGCACAGGUGCCCGCCCACAGCGUCCUGUUCUCCCCGACGGGGCCUCUGCACUGCGGCAAGUUCUGCGGGAAGACACAGACGCUGCUCCUGCAGCACCCAGAGGGCGAAGGGCGGAAGGACUCGCUCCCGGCCCAUCUCCGGGUCUGCAUGUGGCUGGGCAACGUCACAGACAGCUGGGACCUGCAGCUGCUCCGAGAGGGCCAGGUGGUCGUGUACGCGGAGACGUAUGAGAACCAGGCCAAGUACAAAGACCAGUGGGGGCAGCAGGGGCUGUACCAGUGCCCCAACUUCUCUGACGUCCUGGGGCACAAGGCUCUCCCCAAGGAGGACUUCAAGGAGCCCUUGGGAUGGCACUGGGAGGGGAAGUGGACGGUGGAGCCUCAGAGGAGACUCCUCCUAGACACAGACAUCAACAAGAGCCAGGUGCUGGAGGAGGUGUACGAGAACCAGCAGCGGGACCUCGCGGGGGCCUGGGUGCCGGCAGCCACCCCCAACACCGACGUGAACGGACAGCCUGUGGAGGCGCGGGAGAAUGUGAAGUGCCCCCAAGGCUGGCACGUAAAGAAGAACUGGACUGUGGAGCUGAACCACGCGGUGGACAAUGAGGGCUGGGAGUACGGCGUGGGGAUCCAGCCCUCCGGCCUACCUCAGGUCUGGAACUCAGUGGAAAAGACCUACUACUCCUGCCGCCGGCGGCGCUGGGCACGUGUGCGCUGCCGGAACCACGGGAAGCUGAACCUGGAGCAGGAGACGCUGUCCUUCCUGCAGCUGGAGGAGGAGGGCUGGGAAUACGGCACCAUGGGCUCCAAGUUCCACCUGAACCCUCAGCCCCAGAGCCGGUUCCGCCGCCGCUGCUGGCACCGCAGGCUGGCCCCCAACAAGGACAAGGGCAUCGCACCCAUAUUCCUCCUGGAGGGAUCCUUGGUAAAGCUCAGAGGGCCGGGCACCUCCUCCCAGCCCCCAGCCCCUGGAGCCUGGGCCCAGGGAGACGUGGCAGCAGCAGAUGCUCUAGGCUGGGGCACUGACAGCUCAAGGGUGGGGAGUCUGCGUCCUGGAGCCACAUUGUCAGGCUUUGGAGGGUGGAGCCCAGAAGGGCAAAAGGGGGACCUGGGGAUGGGCACCCAGGAGCCUCAGGGAGACUGUGGUGGGCAGGGGAAGGAUCAGAAAAGGCAGGAAGAGAACAGGCCGCCGUCACGGGGUCUCAGCAGAACGCUCAGGGGCUCCUGGAAGCCUGCCCCGGAGGACACCCUGCCGCCGCCCCACCUGCCUUUCAUCUACUGCGUCUUCAACAAGCCCCACUACUACCAGCUUUUCUGCUACAUCUACCAGGCCCGGAACCUGAUGGGCAACCAGAUCCAGACAUUCCAGGAGCCCUUCGUCCGGUUGGUCUUCUUGAACCAUAGCCAGUGCACCCAAACCCUGAGGAGCUCUGCAGCCCCCACGUGGGCCCAGACGCUCAUCUUCCAGCAUCUCCUCCUGUACGAGAGCCCUCACGACACCAGGGAGAGCCCGCCGCUCGUGGUGCUGGAACUGUGGCAGCGGGACUCGCGGGGCAAGGAGAGCUUCCGGGGACGGAGCAUGUGGCCCCCAGUGGUCUGGCUGGAUGUCCAACAUCGGGUCUUGCCCCCCAUGAGGUGGCAUCCCUUUGCAAAAGAGUUGGGGGAGGAAGAGGGCGAGAUCUUGGCUUCCUGUGAGCUGAUCCUUGAGACUGAGGUACUGGGACAGAGGGCCCUGCUGGGAGGUCUGCCAAUCUUAAGUGUUCCCUGGAAGAACGGGGUCUUCACACUCCCCAAGAGCAUGCAGCCCACGCUAAGGAAAAUGGCGGUGGAGGUCCUGGCCUGGGGGCUCCGGAACAUGAAUCAGGUGCGUUCCCCCCAGCUGCUGGUGGAGUGCUGGGAAGAGGCCCGGCAGACAGAGCCCAUCAGGGACUUCCAGACCAACCCCAACUUUGCCCAGUCGGUCCUCUUCCUCACACUGUACAUGCCCACGGAGGAGGCCUACGCGCUGCCCCUCGUAUUGAAGGUGGUGGACAAUAAGGACUUCGGCCAGCAGACCCUGGUGGGCCAGGCCAACAUUGACUCCCUGCAGCCCUACUUCUGUGACCCCUGGGCCUCGGACUACGUGCCCCCACGGCUUCCAAAGUUGUCAGUGAACAAGCACCAGCUCCUAGAUGACCUCGUUGAAAAGUUCUGCUUCAAGUCCAGCAAAGCCGAGGAUGAAGACGAGUAUGAGGUGGACUGGUGGAGCAAGCUGUUCUGGGCCACAGGGGACGGCAAGUCCCUGAAGUACAAGGACAAAGACUACCACACCCUGGAGGUGUAUGACUGUGAGCUGGAGGCUGUGCCAGCCUUCCAAGGCCUGCAGGACUUCUGCCAGACCUUCAAACUCUACCAGGAACAGCCCAAGUCAGACAGCCCUGUGGUCGGAGAGUUCAAGGGCCUUUUCCGUGUCUACCCCUUUCCUGAGAACCCAGGAGCCCCCCAGCCCCCCCGCCAGUUCUUGGUUUGGCCUCAUAAAGAGGACUUCCCUCAGCAAUGCCUGGUGCGGGUGUACGUGGUACGAGCAAUCAACCUGCAGCCCCAAGACUACAAUGGCCUGUGUGACCCUUAUGUGAUCCUGAAACUGGGAAAGACAAAACUUGGCAACCGAGACAUGUACCAGCCUAACACCCUGAAUCCCAUCUUUGGCACGAUGUUUGAACUGAGCUGCACCAUCCCCCUGGAGAAGGACCUAGAGAUUGAGCUGUAUGACUUUGACCUGUUUUCACCUGAUGAUAAGAUUGGCACCACAGUCAUCGACCUCGAAAACCGACUUCUGUCUGGCUUUGGAGCUCGCUGUGGGCUCUCCCAAUCAUACUGCCUGUCAGGACCCUUUAGGUGGCGGGAUCAGGUGCCCCCAAGCUUCCUCCUGGAACACCAUGCCAAGCGCAAAGGAUUGCUUCCACCUCUGUUCAACCCUGAUGGUGACUCUGUUUUUUACAAUGGGAAAAAAUUCAAGCUGCAGCGCUUUGAGCCCCAGCCCCCUACUGCUCGUUACUUGGGCCCCAAAAAGGAGCGCCUUGCACUGUACCUCCUGCACGCCCAGGGGCUGGUACCCGAGCACCUAGAGACCCGCAUGCUGUACAGCAGCAGCCAGCCAGGCAUUGACCAGGGAAAGAUACAAAUGUGGGUGGACAUCUUCCCCAAGAAACUGGGGCCUCCUGGCCCCCCAGUCAACAUCAGGCCCAGGCAGCCUACAAGGUAUGAGCUGCGCUGCAUUAUCUGGAAAACUGCUCACGUGGACCUGAAGAGUGUCAAUUUGAGUAACGAGAAGAUGAGUGACAUCUACGUCAAAGGGUGGCUAUUCGGGCUAGAGAAGGACAUGCAGAAGACAGACAUCCACUACCAAUCCCUGACUGGCGAGGGCAUCUUCAACUGGCGGUUCAUCUUCACCUUGGACUACCUGGUGGCUGAGCAAAUGUGCGUCCUGAGUGAGAAGAACUACAUAUGGAGCCUAGACCCCCUGGUGAUGAAGUUUCCGGCCCGGCUCAUCAUCCAGAUCUGGGACAAUGACAUCUUCACCACUGAUGACUUCCUAGGGGUCCUAGAGCUGGAUCUGUCUGACAUGCCCUUCCCGGCCCAGCACCCAAGCCUGUGCUCCAUCAGGAUGAUGGAUGCUGACCCCAAGUGGCCCCACCUCCUCCAGAACAAGCGCUUCUCCCUCUUUAAGAAGAAGACUGCAACCGGCUGGUGGCCUUGCCAGGUCCUCGAGGACGGCAAGUGGCGCUUGUCGGGUAAAGUGAAGAUGACACUGGAGAUUCUGUCCGAGGAGGACGCCUUAAUCAGGGCAGCAGGACGUGGCCAGUCAGAGCCCAACCAAUACCCUACACUCCACCCUCCCCCGCGCACCAACACCUUGCUCUCAUGGUUUCAGUCACCUAUUAGAAACUUCUGCUAUGUUUUCUGGAAACGCUACCGCUUUAAAAUCAUAAUCAUGUCAAUCAUAUUGAUUAUCGGGCUUAUGCUGUUCAGCUUCAUGUACUCAGCUCCGGGCUAUUUGGCCAUGAGCUGGAUCAAACCUGAGCUUCGGCUGACUUCACCUAAGGAUAUGUUCACCAAUAUCAUCAAUUCACUGAACACCAGAAAGGACAGCUCUUCCAACCUCACUACCCCACAUCCUACCCUAAAGUCUACAACAGGCCGUCAGCUGAAACUCCUGCAGGAACACAUGAAUCACCUGCGACAUAUUUUUCCAGAACUCCCAGCCCCACAAGGCUAA
Messenger RNA from Myotis lucifugus (little brown bat), 6393 nucleotides. RefSeq names its product fer-1 like family member 5 (gene FER1L5). Gene Ontology annotation, cellular component: membrane; cytoplasmic vesicle; T-tubule. The transcript is spliced from 52 exons. Lineage: Eukaryota; Metazoa; Chordata; Mammalia; Chiroptera; Vespertilionidae. Gene Ontology annotation, biological process: negative regulation of phagocytosis; vesicle fusion; monocyte activation involved in immune response. The record is from RefSeq and is a predicted model, not a curated record. Bases 1 to 6393 code for a protein of 2130 amino acids. Gene Ontology annotation, molecular function: calcium ion binding; calcium-dependent phospholipid binding.